Osmerus eperlanus (European smelt) is the source of this 2095-nucleotide messenger RNA. RefSeq names its product dorsal inhibitory axon guidance protein b (gene draxinb). The record is from RefSeq and is a predicted model, not a curated record. The transcript has 5 exons. Bases 178 to 762 code for a protein of 194 amino acids. Gene Ontology annotation, cellular component: extracellular region. NCBI's taxonomy places the organism in Eukaryota, Metazoa, Chordata, Actinopteri, Osmeriformes, Osmeridae. Gene Ontology annotation, biological process: axon guidance; Wnt signaling pathway.
CAGUGCAGAGAAAGUGGUUGCGCUCGACUUCAACAACACGCGAAGCGCGCUCACCGACUUUCCAUCAGUUCAACUAUUGGGCGGACACAGUAGGCUGAAUUUCCCGCUUUGUCUCAACAUCGUCCAUACUUCGCUGAUUCCCAUCCCAGCAGACUAUAGCGGUUUCACCAAAAUCAGAUGGCUGUGUUUUGGAUCUGUGUGACCCAAGCCUGGGUCCUGGCUAUGCUGCUUGUGUCUCACACUGGGGAGUCUGAAGCUAUGCUAUCCUACCCUGGCCGUGCCACCCCUCUUCCAGGCGCCCAGCUGAGACCACACCAGGGGAGGCAUGUAGUCAGGCAUAAGGGCCGGAUCGGUGUCGUAGACCACCUCCGCAAAUUUCCUCUCCUGGCAGUAGGCUGGCCAGAAGAUGAUGGACAGGUGUUCAAGGGCCAACAUUCUGUCCAAUUAGAGAAGAGGAGCAGCACAGAUGAGAACGGCAGUGACAUCAUAGAGAUGGGGAAGAUAACCAACCCCAUAAAGACUAUGGAGACAUGCCAACACCAUCUAGACUGCCUUCCUGGUAACUGCUGUGACCUGAGACAGCAGAAAUGCAGACCUCACAACCGUGGCCUCAACAACAAGUGCUAUGAUGACUGCAUGUGUGAAGAAGGACUCCGCUGUUAUGGCAGACCCCACCCUCACCGUGGAGUGAGCCAUCGGAGGGGACGUUGUGUGGAGACAGACUCUGGAAACAGGAAAAGUGGUGCUUUCAUCAAAAUAUGAAACGUGGAGAUGACACCACAGGACUAGCACUCAUCCUCAGUUCAGUCUGACACAUAUUUUGCAUACUGAACAUAUCGUUUGAAUAAAUCCGUCAUUGUUAUGAAGUCUUUUUUGUGUAUUGUUGAAGAUCAAAUGUAUGCAGGUGGAAGUCAAUUGUCCAUAAAGUAGUAGGCAAGGAUUUUCCACAUUGUGGUUCUACUCACGUCUUUCGGAUGGUGUCUGUGAGGGAAGCAGAUUCUCUCACCAGGUUCUUAAAAAGACAAACAUCAAAGCACCACACUGAAAUCUGACUGUACAUUCAUGUAAUUUACAUUCAGUUAAUGUAAAUGAGGCUAAUCCUGCAUCAAGGAAGAACAACUUGUUUUCAAAAUGCUGUAUGAGUGGAAGAAAACUAAUUAAGUGUGAAUUAUGAUCACCUUUAGGUAAUUGUUGGAUUAGUCGUUUUAAGAGGAUGGCUAUGUAGCUUAAUGUAUCAAACUCUGUGAAUAGAAAUUGUUUCAUAUAUUUCUCCAGUUUUCAUGGACAUAGUAAACCUUGUGUCUCCAUGCCUUUCCACUACCAACAGUCAUGUUUAUGAGUUUAUUUAUGUGUAAAAGUGUUUUGAGAAUUGAAUCCAAUUUGAAAACAUUGUUUGUAAUGUUGUUUAUUGAAUACCAGUGUUUUGCGAUUAUACUGUAAAGUCCCCCUCUGAUAUAAUACAAAACAAAGAACAUUGAAAGCAAUAAAACAAAAAAGAGGACUAUGAGGACUAACUAGAGUGAUGUCUCCAUAUUCUGCUCCAUUGUCCAACAUCAAAGGAAAAAAAGCUGGUGUAUGGGGACUACUUAAACCCUUUCUGAUUAUUGGGGAUUACAUACAGUUUGCCUGGAGACACAACUCUUAAUCACACCCCACCAGCCAUGGGAGGAUCCAGUAUAAUGUCACCAGCAGUAGCUACUAAAAAAAUCUAGAGUGGAUUAGCCUUUUAUCCGUUAAAUGUGUCUAUGUGGAAAUAGAAUGAAUCUUGUUUACAAGAGAAAAGCAGACAUUGAUGACAUGCUAUAAAUGUGUGAAAAAUGCAGAACUGUGUACAUUUUGUUUGUUAUAUGACCCUAUAGUCCAUGAACAUGUACUUUUUAAAGGAUAUAUUGAAAUCCUACAGAGGUUGUGGAGGCACCGGUGCCGCAGGCUCUCUCUCCCUCCACAGCUAUCCUCCUGAGUGCAAUGCUGACACUAACUAAUGCAGUGAGUUAGGAAUGUAGGACAGACUGGAGAACAGGGAAAAGGUAAAGGGGAGAGGGGUGAGAUCCAAGGACAUUCCUUUGUGAAGGAAUACACAUUUAUGUAGCUUACU